Molecule: messenger RNA, 1141 nt
Organism: Trifolium pratense (red clover)
Lineage: Eukaryota; Viridiplantae; Streptophyta; Magnoliopsida; Fabales; Fabaceae
Exons: 1
Coding region: 237-875 (212 amino acids)
Source: RefSeq, a predicted model, not a curated record
AACCUCAAACUCUCAUAUUGAAAGAACAAAAUAAUACCCAAAACCAAAAGAAAAGAGACCUAGUCAUUUCCUCUGACACUUUCUUAUGUUCUUGUCCUUCCAUCACACUCUCACUUUGUUCUUCACUCUUCUCCCCCUUUUAUAAGAAACCAAACCAAAAAAAAAAUACCCAAAACCAUUCUCAACUCUGUCUCAAUUUUGAUCCUAAAAAUUGUUCCUUUUAAAAACUUAACAAAAUGGGUAAUCAAAAUUUUGAAAACCAACAUCAAUUUUACAACAAUCAACACAAAAACACAUUCCUUCCAAUGUUAUGUUCAAGACCCUCAAUCAAAGAAGUGAAUCUUCCAAGAUGUAGAAUCAAUCAACCAUCUUGUAAUGACCCUUUAUCACCAAGAAUUGGUUGCAUGGGUCAAGUGAAAAGAAACAACAAAAUUGCUGGAUUUCCAUCUUCACAAUACAAAGUUCUAAGUUUCAACAACAAAAGUAGUUCCAUUAUUUCACCAGUUGUCAAAUACUCCAAACUCAAGAAACUUUUUUCUGGUAAGAAUCUUAUUAACACCCCCUCAAUUACUACUACUUCUACUACAAAACAAAAGGUGGUGGUAGGUGGUAAUAUUAGUAAUAUUGUUAAUGUGCCAAAAACUAUUCAAAGCUGUGUUAGGAAUGAAAAUGUUGGUGUUUGCAUAAAAAUUGAUGAAAUGGAUCCUCCUUUGCCUGUGAUCAAGAGAGUGAAUAAAUUGGAAGAAGGAAAUAAAAGUGAUAAUAGUCUUUGGAAAAGAAGAUCAGGUUCAAGAGUACCUCCAUUGAAAAGUUUACAAGUUGAAGAGAUUCAAGUUCAAAAUUCAAUGAUUUGUAUUCAGCCUACAACUGUUUGAUUUGAUGGGAUUAAUUAGAUGAGAUAGAUCCAAAAAAAAUCCUUUUUUUUUCCCAGAUUUUUACUUGCAUCAGAUUAAUAUAGUGUAAAUUUGUUUAUUGUUUCUUCAUUUUUUUUUUAAGUUUUCUCUCAGCUUAAUUAUGAAGAGUUAUGCUUUUUUAUUUCUUGUGGCAUCUCACAUGGGGUGGGGGUGAAGCAGCACAUUGUGCUCAUAUUUGUCUGUGAGAUACUCUUUCAUGAGUAAACUUGAAAAAAGUCAAAGUCAAA